CUUUGUUCCCUACACCAAAGCCAUUAAUUAACACACACACUUAUCAAGUAAAGAAAGUGAAGACAAUGAUGCUACCCAAUGCAAAACUCUCGACCACAACCUCAAAACUUCUCCCACCGCAUGUAGAGCCACCUCAGAUCAGCCGGAGACUCGCCGCAGGAGCCUCUCCGUCGCUGGAACUGAGCUGUAAAUUAUCACGCCGGAAUCUAAGUAAAUCUUCUUUGCUUCUACUCCUCGGUACUCAAACUACUCUGACGCCAUUUCUCAAUCUCUCUAAAGCUCAAGCAGACACAAUCUCUCCAGAAACCGACAUUACAACAACUAGUAGAGACAGAGUUCCGACAAAGAAAGCGUUCAUAGACGUAUCCAUCGGCGGAGAACCUGCCGGACGGAUCAUCAUCGGUUUAUACGGCGACGAUGUACCGGCGGGGACAGCAAGAUUCAGCAGCAUUGUAAGCGGGAGAGCCGGAAUCAGUUACCGGAGAAAAGAGUUCGUUAAGAUCAUGCCAGGCUACGUCCAGCACGGCGGGAUAAGGUCGUACGGCGCCGACGCAGAGAGAGCCACCGCGGCGGCUGGGAGUCUUCAGAGUCUUGUGGAAGAGUGGGAGAGAGGGAAGAGAGGAGAGAGAUGUAAAGAAGUGAAGGCGGGAAGCGUUGGGAUCGUGGUGAGGGAUCCGUUGAAGCCGCCGCCGAAGACGAAGCUGGUGGCGACUAACGGGAAGCUGGAGGUGCAGGAGGAGGAAGUAGCUGUGGGGCCUAACGGAACGGAGUUUGUUAUAACGGCGGUGGAUACGCCGGAGCUGGAGGAGUCGGUGUUGGUGAUUGGGGAAGUGUUGGAAGGGAUGGGAGUUGUGGAGAAGAUGAGGGAAGUUAAGACAGUGAGGGAUAAUACAAGUUCUCCUUACUUCAAGGUGGCUAAGGUGAUUGGAGAUAAGAGAGCCGUGGUGGCUGAGAGAGGGUUUAAUCGGCCUUAUACAAAGGUUCAAAUCACUAAUUGUGGUCUCAUUGAGUCACAAGAAUCUCAAUAGUCUCAUGCACUUUGGUCAAAUCCUUCUUUACUGUGAACUUUUUUGUGGUAUUGGGAGCUUGAGAUGUACUAAAUAAAUGUAUGUUUUGGUAUAUCUUCUCCACUGAUUAUUUUAUAUUGAUUAACUUCAUAAUUUACCUCAAAG
Messenger RNA from Eruca vesicaria subsp. sativa (arugula), 1172 nucleotides. The record is from the annotation of a GenBank genome assembly. NCBI's taxonomy places the organism in Eukaryota, Viridiplantae, Streptophyta, Magnoliopsida, Brassicales, Brassicaceae.